Drosophila subobscura is the source of this 835-nucleotide messenger RNA. Its product is annotated as probable RNA methyltransferase CG11342. The record is from RefSeq and is a predicted model, not a curated record. Gene Ontology annotation, cellular component: cytoplasm. The transcript has a single exon. Lineage: Eukaryota; Metazoa; Arthropoda; Insecta; Diptera; Drosophilidae. The coding region runs from base 58 to 765 and encodes 235 amino acids. Gene Ontology annotation, molecular function: RNA methyltransferase activity; O-methyltransferase activity. Gene Ontology annotation, biological process: miRNA metabolic process; negative regulation of pre-miRNA processing.
GCAAAAAUGAGCAGUCACGCUCUUGGCAGAAAAAUUAUAAACAAAAAACCAUAAAACAUGGAAAUUCGGAACGCUGAUCCUGGCGCCGUGCAAUAUGGCAAUUUCAUGAAUUACUAUCAAUUCAAUUCGGCCUCCGAGAGGGUGAAACUGCUGCCGGACAAGGAUAUCUGGCUGCCAGCCGCCCUGGACCUGGAGGAGCGUCCCUACCUCGUGCUGGAUGUGGGCUGUAAUUGCGGCGUCUUCACUCAAAUGCUGCAUGGAUACCUGGAGCAGUGCCUGCAGCGACCCGUGCACAUACUGGGCGUGGACAUUGACGAGCGGCUGAUACUGCGCGCCAAAGAGGCGAACACGUGCCCGGAGAAGAUCUCCUACGAGUGCGUGGACGUGCUGGAUGGCUCCGACUUUGAGACGGUGCUGAGCUACUUGGAUGGCAGGCAGCGGCUGAAGUUCGAUGCCAUCUGCUGCUACUCCAUCACCAUGUGGAUCCACCUGAAUCACCAUGACGCAGGCCUCAGACUGUUCCUCAGGAAGCUCUCCCAUCUGGCCGAGCUGCUCGUGGUGGAGCCACAGCCCUGGAAGUGCUACCAAACGGCAGAGCGGAGACUCAAGAAAGCUGGCGAAGUGUUUCCCCUGUUUCUGCAGCUCAAAUGGCGCUCGGAUGUGGAGCAGCAGAUAGACAGCUACCUGGAGCGGGCACUGGAUCGAAGGAAGUUGUUCGAGUCGACGCCCACCAAGUGGCAGCGUAGAAUCUGCUUCUUUAGAUGAUAAACCAAAGUAACAAAACAAGUUUAAGUUGUACAAAUUCGUAGAAUAACAGAGACAGUCCCCCCUGGUA